CCGUGAGUGCGGAGCGGGCGGUGGGGCCAUGGCGGGGCCGGCCUGACCCGACCCGACCUGCGCUCGCCGCCGCGAUGUUGCCGAGCCAAGCCGGGGCCGGGAACGGCGCCGCCGCCGCGUUGGCCCGUGGCUCGGGGCUGGGCCGGUCGCCGGUGACGCGUGGGUCGAACGGCGGCGGGGCGGCGGCGGGGCCGCCCGGGGGCCGCCUGGAGCGGGAGGCGCUGUACAGCGGCAGCGAGGGCGACUCGGAGUCGGCCGAGGAGGAGGAUCUGAGCGGCGAGCGGCGCGGAGUGAAGCGUGGCCUGGCCGAGGCGGCGGCGGGGCCCGCGGCGGGAGCGGCGGCCGCGGCCGCCUACAGCGGCGCCGGCGGCGGCGGGGCCGUGAGCGGAGCCAAGCCCGGGAAGAAAACGCGGGGACGGGUGAAGAUCAAGAUGGAGUUCAUCGACAACAAGCUGCGGCGCUAUACCACCUUCAGCAAGAGGAAGACCGGCAUCAUGAAGAAGGCCUAUGAGCUUUCCACGUUGACCGGCACUCAAGUCCUGCUGCUGGUGGCCAGCGAGACAGGCCACGUGUACACGUUUGCCACACGGAAGCUGCAACCCAUGAUCACCAGUGAGACGGGGAAGGCAUUGAUCCAAACGUGCCUCAACUCCCCAGACUCACCCCCACGCUCAGACCCAACCACUGACCAGCGCAUGAGUGCCACAGGCUUUGAGGAGACAGAUCUCACCUACCAGGUCUCUGAAUCGGACAGCAGUGGGGAAACCAAGGAUGGACUGAAACCAGCGUUCACUGUCACCAACCUGCCAGGGACAACAUCUACCAUCCAAACAGCCCCAACCACCUCGACCUCCAUGCAGGUCAGCAGUGGCCCAUCAUUCCCCAUCACUAAUUACCUGGCGCCAGUGUCUGCCAGCAUCAGCCCCAAUGCCGUCACCAGUGCCAACGGGACAGUGCUGAAGACUACUGGAGCCAGUGCAGUGACAUCUGGGGGCCUCAUGCCUAUACCCACCGGCUUCACCCUCAUGUCAGGUGGUACCAUGGCUCAGCAGGUCCCGGUCCAGGCGAUCCAGGUGCAUCAGGCACCGCAGCAAACAACUCCCUCUAGUGACAGCAGCACUGACCUUACCCAGACCUCUUCCAGUGGAACAGUGACCCUCCCAGCGACCAUCAUGACGUCGUCUGUGCCAACCACAGUGGGUGGGCACAUGAUGUACCCCAGCCCACACGCGGUGAUGUACGCGCCCACACCUGGCCUUGCGGACGGUGGACUUGCAGUCCUCAACGCUUUCUCACAGGCACCCUCAGCGAUGCAGGUGUCCCACGGCCAGGUCCAGGAUCAGGGUGGCGUCCCCCAAGUGUUCCUGACAGCCCCAUCAGGCACUGUUCAGAUCCCAGUCUCAGCUGUCCAGCUUCACCAGAUGGCUGUCAUCGGGCAGCAGAGCAGCAGUGGCAGCAGCCUGACGGAGCUGCAAGUGGUGAACUUGGACACUUCACACAGCGCCAAGAGUGACUGAGAGGCCUCUGCUGCCAGCCUUGUGCUGUCCCUGGCUUGCCAGUGCUGGGGCUGGCAGCAAUUCCUUCUCGUACAGACUGCACCAGUUAUUUAUUGUUGCCUUUUCACGUUUCCUUCAUCCACACAUGCACACACACACACACACACACACAAACACGCACCCACACACACACAUACACACAGGCAUGCACGUGGGGCUUCAGGACCCACCCAGGGUGGAGCUGUGCUGGGGCCAUGCAGGGCUUGGGAGCGUUUUGGAUGCUGCAAUAGCUGUGCUUGUCUCAUGCCAGCCAAAGAAACUUGUCUCUUGAGGGGAGGAUUGCCCUGCGCUGUAACUAAGUACUGUGGGCCAUUCCCAGCUGGAGGCUCUGGCUCCUUCUGGGCACUCCGAAUCACCUUGCCCAUGAGUGUUUUCUCUGCGUGGGGCUCAGCUCGGAUCCAGAGCCGUCGGCAGAGCUGUGCUGCUGGCCUCAGCAAUGUGCCUUUGUGGGGGUGACAGGUCCUGGCUGUAGCAGCUCACCCUGGGCUCUGGAGAGGGGAGAGUGGCCAGCUUGCAUGUGCAUCUCUGGUUGGACCUGCAUGCCUUCCCUCUGGAGGGCAGGGCACAGCCUGCGGCACCAGUGGCCCCGUCCUCCUUGUAUGCACUACAGUGAACCCUCUGCCCUCAGUGCCUCCUCGCUGGGCUGCCCAGCAGAUUUGCAGCCUGCCUGUCUGCCCCAGUGGUUGCCCUCACACAGCUGAGGUGGUUGGUGGAUGCCCAGGAGCACAGCAAUGCCCCAGAGAGUUCCUGGGGGGGGCCUCUGUGGACGGCUCAGCCCCAGGCUCUCCUCUCAGCCCUCGCGCUGCUUGCGGACUCUGUACCCCCCGGGGAAUGUGGCUGGGUCUUUCCCACAUCCCCAUGCAGCUCCAGCCAGUGCUUUCUAAAUUUCUGUGUCUGAUGCAAGUUGGAGAAACAAGAGUCAAAGGGAAGAGCCCAUGGGGCACUGAGCUGCUUGGCAGGUGGCAGUCUCUUCCUCUGAGCUCUGGGGUGACCUGCAGGCCAUCCAGGGCUGUGGAGGAGCAGCUGUGAUGCCUGUGCAGGCUCCACAAGGCCAGAGGAGAAGGGCUGGAGCAUGCUUGGUCCUGCAUGGGAGUUGCUGUGAAUGGCUCUGCUGCCUAGCCCUGUCCCUGGAGGGAGAGCAAGCGAGAGAAGCUGCUGAAUCCUUAGCGGAAGAUGCGGCUACUGUAACUUUUCUUUUUUUAAGUUAAAGACAAAAGAAGCCUUGGAGAAAAAAGAAAAAAAAAAGAAAAAAAAAAAAAAAAGAAAAAAGAAAAUGACUUUAUUUUUCUAAGUGUUAAACUCAGUAUUUAUGUAAUUCUUUAAGGAAUAAAAGUUUGGCUCCUGUACAGUUUUCAUGGGGUUUGUACCAGGGGGAUGGGAGAGGGGAGGGUGGGCAUGGAGGCAGGAAAGGGGCCUUGCUUUUGAGUUUGUAUUGUAACUUUGGACAUGUUCCCUCAGCAUUAGCGUUUAAGCUGCGCUCCCCACCCACCAGCAUGUGCCAGGGAUCAAGCUGAACUGAGUGGGAUGCCUGUUUCCCACUUCCCUGUACUGAGGAUUCCAUACCCAUCAUUUUGGGCUUAAUGGGCAGGAGAGAAAGUGGAGCAGUGGCCAAUCUCUAGAAGUGGGAAACCCGUCACUCAGGAAUGAGAGGCUUGCAGUGUGUCUGGGAGUCAGAGGUGGGCUGGGUAUUCUGAUGGCUGUCCUGUUCACCUCUGCUCUUGGGACCUAUGGCUGUUCUGUCACUGCUUUUUGUGUGGAGCAGUGCUACCUGUGACUGCCCUCAAGGCUGUGGGCAUCCCCACUCCUCCCUGUGUGGCAAGUGGCCAGCAGUGGCUGAUCCUUGCUCGCUCUGCAGGGAGCAUCUUGUGAAGUCCUAGCUGAGGAUCUGGGCUGUAAUUCCCCCUCUACAGCCAUUCCUUAGUGUGUGGAUGUGGGCUGGUUCCCUUCAAGCCCCCCUGUGCAAAGAACCCUAUUUUGGCCAAUUUUUGGUCUGUUACGCAGCCUGGGAAGGGCUUGUGGGGAGUUAGGUGGCCCCUUUGGUGAGGGUGACAUUGCACGCUGGCUCCCCUUAGCAUCCGUGCUCUAAGAGAGAUGUGUACCCACAACUCAGAGCACAUGGGAGUGCUGUGCCAUGUCCCAUUUCUAGGUAUAAGGAAUGCUGCUCAGUGAUGCUUCCAAAACAAGGCUGGGUAUCUAGGAGUUUGUCCAGGAAGAAGCAAGGGGCUGGGGUUUACAUUGUCCUUUGCCCCAGCACUUUGCUGUGUUCCUGGCUUUGCUCUGCUUUGCUUUCUGCUGGCACUGGAGCAGAGCUGUUGGGCCAGAACAGCAGGAGUGCCCCUGCUGCUACAGGGUGUCUGACCACGUCCCCUCCCUGGCUCCCCAAAGGCAACUGCUGGUUAAACGCUAAUGGUGUAUUUUAUUUAAGUGCAGACUUGUAAGAACACUUGUGUAUCAGGGAUGAAAUGGCAUUUAUAGUGUGGUGACAUUUUUAGUUCAUUUUACUGGUUUGAGGGUUGUGUGUGUGUGUGCGUGUGUGCUCGUGUGUACGCAUAAGUGUGUGUGGGAUUUUUUUUUUAAUUUUAAUUUUUUUCCCCUCCAGUUUCCAGGGUUGUGUUUCUGGAAGGAUGUGGAAGUAAUCACAGUACUAUGUACAGAGCUUUCUUUUGUAUUAAAAAAAAAAAUUACUCUUUCAAUAAAUGUUAUCAUUUUGUGCACAGA
Molecule: messenger RNA, 4274 nt
Organism: Calypte anna (Anna's hummingbird)
Lineage: Eukaryota; Metazoa; Chordata; Aves; Apodiformes; Trochilidae
Gene: SRF
Product: serum response factor
Exons: 7
Coding region: 75-1517 (480 amino acids)
Biological process (GO): positive regulation of transcription by RNA polymerase II
Molecular function (GO): protein dimerization activity; serum response element binding; DNA-binding transcription factor activity, RNA polymerase II-specific
Source: RefSeq, a predicted model, not a curated record